This is a messenger RNA of Dalotia coriaria, 735 nucleotides long. It is a transcript of the gene RpL24-like, whose product is annotated as ribosomal protein L24-like. The transcript is spliced from 2 exons. Bases 81 to 599 code for a protein of 172 amino acids. Lineage: Eukaryota; Metazoa; Arthropoda; Insecta; Coleoptera; Staphylinidae. Gene Ontology annotation, biological process: ribosomal large subunit biogenesis. Gene Ontology annotation, cellular component: nucleolus. The record is from RefSeq and is a predicted model, not a curated record.
AGAUGUCAAAAAGUUCUUUUGCGUCUCGAUAUUAACACAAUUGUCGCAACAACACGUUGUUGUGAACAAAUCGUUAAACAAUGCGUAUCGAGACGUGUUAUUUCUGCUCGUCGCGGAUAUACCCCGGACACGGCAUCCAGUUCGUCCGAAAUGACUGCAAAAUCUUCAAAUUCUGUCGCUCGAAAUGUCACGCCGCAUUCAAAAAGAAGAAGAACCCACGCAAGGUGAAAUGGACUAAAGCAUUCCGAAAAACCGCCGGUAAAGAACUGCAAGUUGAUCCUUCAUUUGAAUUCGAAAAGCGACGCAAUGUUCCACUGAAAUACGACAGACAGACAUGGACACGCGCUGUAGACGCGAUGAAAAAAGUUGAAGCUAUUAAACAAAAACGCAGUAAUGCGCAUAUUAUGCAGCGAUUGCGUAAAGGAAGAGAAUUGGAGGACGAGCGUGACAUUAAAGAAGUCCAACGUGAUUUGUCACUCAUCAGAUCACCAGCUGCUGGACUCAAAGCAAAGAAAACAGCUGAAUCAUCCAUGGAGGAAGUACCUGAAAGUGAUGAAGAGGAUAUGCUGGUGGAAGACGGCGGCGAAGUUACGUUGUAGUCAUUUUCGUUUAUUUCUUAAGUUUAAUAUCACUUGUACAAUUCUAAGGUUAUGUCUAAUGGUCUGCAACAAACAAACAAACAAGUUGAAAUGUGUGUUAGGCAACCAACAUUACACAUAAACAAGUUAUACUCUA